UGUCUUCUGUUCUUCGCUGGUUUCUCCUUUGAGCUCAGUGCAUCUCCCAAACAACGAAAUGGCCAUUAUACCAAACCAGUGCUUCAGGCACCUAUGUACAACUCUGCCUCGACUUCGGAAGCUUCCUUCAUCAUCGUGCUUCUCCUCUAUCUCAUGCUCUCUGGCCGAAGAAGACUUGGAACAGACCCACCCCAACUCAACCAUAGCCAGCAAGCCCAGUUCCUACUUCCCGAAGCGAGGCCAGACAUUGGAAUUGGUUUGUGAAUCUUUGGCUUUCAAAGGUAAGGGGCUGUGCAAGGUCGCUGACACUGGGUUCGUUGUCAUGUGCGACCGCGCACUUCCUGGGGAACGAUUCAUUGGUCGAGUCACUCGCAAGAAGGGAAAUUAUGCCGAGGUGACUAAGCUAAAGACGAUAACUCCUCCUCGGGAUAUUGUAGAUGCUCCUUGUGAAUAUGCACCCUACUGUGGUGGAUGUAAAACUCAAAACUUAUCUUAUGAGGCUCAGCUGAGAGCUAAGGAGGAGCAAGUUCGUGACUUGGUGGUCCAUGUGGGGAAGUUUACUCACAAGGAACUAGAGUUGCACAACAUUAUGAAGCCCAUUGUUCCCUGUGAUAUUCAGUUUCAUUACAGAAAUAAGAUGGAAUUUUCAUUUGGUCCCCAUAAAUGGUUACCUAGAGAAUUAUUGCUUGAAAAUAAUAAUGUUCGUGGAAGUCAUGCUCUAGGAUUGCAUGCUCCUGGUUAUUUUGAUAAAGUUCUAAAUGUUGACAAGUGCUUACUGCAAACUGAACCUGCUAAUAAGGUUCUUGCAGUGAUACAAGAUUGUUGGAGAGACCCACAGCUUUGUCUUUCACCCUAUGAUGCUCGCUCACACUCUGGAUUUCUUAAGCAUUUGAUGCUAAGAACAGGAAGACAUGUCAGCACCGGCCUUCCCGAAGUUAUGGUCAAUUUUGUGACCUCUUCUUACAAGCCAGAGCUGCUGAAGCCUCUAGUUGAUAAAGUUUCUGCAUUUCCUGAAGUGGUAAGCAUCAUAAACAAUGUAAAUACUUCUGUUGGAAAUACAUCUGUUGGGGAGGAAGAACACACUUUGUAUGGGAAAUCUAACAUUACAGAGAUUCUAAGAGGGCUUACGUUUCAAAUAUCAGCAAACUCUUUCUUCCAAACAAAUACACAUCAGGCAGAGGUAUUAUAUAAACUUAUAGGAGAAUUUGCUGGCAUUAAAGGAGAUGGCUCAGAAAUUGUCCUUGACCUGUUUUGUGGGACAGGUACUAUAGGCCUGACGCUUGCAAGAAGUGUCAGACAUGUUUAUGGCUAUGAAGUUGUGCCACAAGCCAUUGCAGAUGCCCGUCUUAAUGCCAAGAUAAAUGGCAUUGAAAAUGCCACAUUUGUCCAAGGAGAUCUUAAUAAAAUUGAUGAAAAUUUUGGGAAAAAUUUUCCUAAGCCGAAUAUUGUAAUUUCAGACCCAAACCGUCCAGGCAUGCACAUGAAGUUGAUUAAAUUCCUUCUAAAACUUAAGGCACCACGCAUAGUGUAUGUGUCAUGCAAUCCCGCUACAUGUGCACGUGACCUCGAUUAUCUUUGCCAUGGCGUGGCAGAGCAGAAUAUAAAAGGAUGUUACAAAAUAACAAGUCUACAGCCGGUAGAUAUGUUUCCACACACUCCUCAUAUUGAGUGUGUUUGUCUACUGGAGCUUUGUUGAUCUUUACUCCCGAAACCAUUCAAGGAUAGGAUUUCCUACAUUUACAUACUUACAUCCUUGGCCAUAAGAAACCACAUCCAGAUCACUAGAACUUGCUUACUAAUAUUGUGCAGCAUGGCAGAAGUUGGCUUUCUCUUCCUUCCUUGUUCAUCCUACCUUUGAACUCCUUCAAGUUUCUAAAGCGUCCUUCAGGAGAAAAUUAGCUUGAUAAAAGAUGUUAGUCAUGAUAAAUCUUCAAGAUGAUAUAGCUGGGCUACAAAAUUCUUGUCUUGCAAGGUGCGACUAAAAUAUAUGUUGUGCUCCCUGAACUGUUGCUUUAGUCUACAAAAUAUAUAGGAGGUAUGGUAGCCAAUCGUGAGUGAUUACUACAUUUUUCAAAAAAAUUUAUGUUUAUGCAGGACUUCAAAGGAUUGGACUAGUCGAUAGGAGGAAGUCCAUUCCCUAACAUUAGAGGUUUGGGCAGGAUGUUCAACAUGAUUCGUUUGUAAAUUUUUUUAUAGGAAGCUUACAAAUUACUUUGAAGAGCUAUGCAGCUUGUCAUGCUGGGUAUCAAAAUGAGAAGUAAAAGGCUUCUGAAGGUGCGAAGAUGAUAUAUGAGUUGGAGAAUUAGAAAUUUCUUUUUGGCCUUCGCUUCAAAAGGAGUGGCUGUGCUCUCCUUGUUGGAGUUGUUUAGGAUAUGCUGGAAGGGUUCUAGCAAAGGGAAUGGUUGUAUUUUCUCUAGUGUAAACAUAUCGAAUUUUUAAGAUUAUUUUGAUUGGUCUUUCUGGUCGAGGAUCUUUUCUUGGCAGUCCACUGAAUCUCAUUGAGGAGUUUAAGCAUUCU
Molecule: messenger RNA, 2518 nt
Organism: Neltuma alba
Lineage: Eukaryota; Viridiplantae; Streptophyta; Magnoliopsida; Fabales; Fabaceae
Exons: 11
Coding region: 59-1696 (545 amino acids)
Biological process (GO): RNA processing
Molecular function (GO): RNA methyltransferase activity
Source: RefSeq, a predicted model, not a curated record